Molecule: messenger RNA, 1313 nt
Organism: Centruroides sculpturatus (bark scorpion)
Lineage: Eukaryota; Metazoa; Arthropoda; Arachnida; Scorpiones; Buthidae
Gene: Tim8
Product: mitochondrial import inner membrane translocase subunit Tim8-like
Exons: 3
Coding region: 197-469 (90 amino acids)
Source: RefSeq, a predicted model, not a curated record
AACUUGCACGAGACUCGGGGAUAGUGGUCUUCUUCAUCCACAAAUCGAACUUCCGGCUAUUGGAAAUAUAAUGCUGUAAAAUCAUAUGAAUAGUGGACUGAUGAAGAAUGCUACAUUUUAUUUAACGGAAUUUGGCACGGCCGGCAUUUGGCAGAAACAUUCGAGCGAAUGUUAUCACGUGGAAAGAUAGAAGAAAAUGAAUUUCGAUUCUUCAAAUUUACCGUCUUCGUCCACCGACAAGGAAUUACAGGAGUUUCUGCUUAUCACAGAACAGAAAGUUCAAUUUCAAGCUCAAGUACAUAAUCUAACUGAUGUCUGUUGGGAUAAAUGUAUCGACAAACCUGGAUCAAAACUCGAUGGACGAACGGAAGCGUGUCUGACAAAUUGUGUGGAACGUUUCAUCGACACGUCCAUGAUCAUCACAAAACGCUUUGCUCAUUUAUUGCAAAGAUCUAUAGAGCAUUCGUGACAAAAGUUUUAUUUAGUGAACUAAUGUAAAAUAUUUUAGCAAAAUGUUUAAUUCUGAAAUCUAUAUUUUGAAUGUAAAAUUAUACAUUUAUUACAAUAUAUGUUUUAAUAAUUAUUUCUUUAGAAUAAAGUAACUCUUGAAAAUUAUAUCUUAGCUACUAAUUUUAAUUUUAUUAAAAUUAUAGUAUUAAUGUAUAUUCAAAUAGUUGAUUGUUAUAGAAAUAAGAUUAUGAUGCAUUUAAAUGAACAAGACAGUAUUAUUAAAAUUAAUAGUUUAUGCUUUGUAGAAUUUUAUGAAACAAUUAUGAUUUUAAAUAAUUUACUCAAUAACAAAGUAUAUUUGUAAUGUUAAAUUCUUAUUUAAUAAAUAUAUAUAUAAAGAUAAGAUUAUAAAUAAAUCAAAAAUUGUAAAAAUGCUUAUGUUUUUGUCAUGCUGUUGUAAGAGAUUACUCAAAAAGUUAAUUCUUGAAAUUUAUGCCAAUAUGAUGUGACCAGAAUUUGACCUUAAGAAAAGGUAAUUUAGCUCUGGUGAAUAUUUGUACUUAAGUCCAAUGAUAUAGUUAAAGGCCAUAUUUUUUCAAAUCAAAUCAAGUUUCUUAUUUAUAUCAAUAAUUCAAGUGUACGAAAGAAUUUUUACAAUAAAUCUUUUAAUAAUGAAGAUCAUUAGCUUUUGAUUUCAUUUUAAAAUAAAAGUCCCCUUUUCAGUUUUAUACAGUAUUUGUAUGAUUAAUUUAUAUAAAAGCAUGUGCAUAUUAUUUUAGUUUGUCCACUUAUAAAGAGUAAUUAGAUAAAAAAGAAGGAAAAGACUACUGUAUAGUUCUGCUGCAUUUUGUAACAUUUUUGAA